AUGGGCAUUGUGUACAGGUGUCAACAAAUGGGAGUAGCGGCCACCGCUGUCCCUCAACAUGGAGAUGGCACGACCCAUGGGUGGACUGCCAAGCGAGCUUAUCGGAGAGCCAGGCACAGAGCCGGCAUUUCUGGAGGAACAUGGUACAAAGGAAGAUGGCAUACUGCCCAGUCCCUAGGAGCCAUCGCCACCACACCGAUGACACCGAAAACGCGAACCAGUCCAACGCGCUCACCCCAGAGCUUGUCCAAUCGGCUACGCAUUUGUUCGCACAAUGUUGGCAUGCUUUCAACAGAUGCACACGAUGAAUUGAUGUCCUGGUUGCAAAUGAAACAACACCAGUACGAUGUGAUUUGCAUUCAAGAAACGGGGUGGUCCCUGGAACACAUAUACGUGAAUGGACCAUGGUACGUGGUUAGCUCGGGACACUCGACAGAUAGGAAUAGCGGCGUUAUGGUGCUCAUCGCUCGCAGACUUCUUCCAUCUGAUCGUAUCCGUUAUGCGGCCAUCAUCCCGGGCAGAAUUCUACACGUCAAACUGGAGUUCUCCAAUCACCAUGUUGAUGUUUUAAAUGUAUACCAACACCCCUGGAAUACUGCGGCCACCGCGUCCAGAGUUCUUCAUCAACGAGACCAAAUUUGGACCAAAUUGAAUCAUGCCAUUGGGCAAAUGGCGAUGCGAAACACACUUCUUAUCUGCGGAGAUUUUAACACGCCCUUAAGCAUGUCUCCAGGCAGAGCGGGCUCGGGUAUCCUUCAGAAACCUUCGCCACCGCCGGAUACGUCAACUUUUGAUGCCAUACUGGAAACACACAACCUCGUGGCCUUGAAUACGUGGGGAGAUCCAGAGAAAUCCAGAACUUUUUAUUCGGAUAUUGCGGAAUCCCAGAUUGACUUUGUCAUCACCAGACGAAGAGCAGCUGAUCCACGCUCGAGAACUUUGUGGCCUGACCCAAAAAUCAAGCUUUUUGAGUGGCGGGGAGGAGGCAGGCAUCUGUGCCUACAGGGCUCUAUCCCGUGCAAAGUUUACCAACCGGCCCCCCCAGCCAAACAUUCGUAUGCGCGACAAGACCUUUUGCAUGCCGCGCAGCACAAGUUACCAGCGUUCCAGAGUUUUGAGCAUGCGGUCACCAAAUCCCUCAGUACAAUGCAGAAUCCUUCGCCGGAGGCACUGAAUGACAUGCUGUUAGUGCGUUGCAAAGAAUUCUUUCCGGUGGAGCAAGACGACAGACGUAAGCCGUGGCAGAUGACGGAAUCCAAGGUAACAGUUGCGCAAAUGUGGCGAGAAAGAAGAGCGGCGCGCAAACAGGCCACAUGGUAUCAGAUGACUGACCACAUGCAGUAUCUUUUUAGGGCCUGGCGUCACCAAUGUCGUUUCCAGCAGUUGCACUCCAAGUUCAGGAAAGAUGGUCGAAGAAGGCGCAGGGACCUCUACUUGGACCAAAUCCAACUUGCGGAGGAAGCCGCGACAAAAGGGGACCAGAAAGGACUGUACGCUGUGAUUCGCAGACUUGCGCCCAAGCAGGAAAGACGACGCGUGCAGCUACGCGGAGAUGACCACAAUGUGCUCACCAACGAGCAGGAGCUUUCAUCUCUAUCCACUUUUUGCCAAGAGUUGUUUUUGUCCAAGGCCGCAGAUGCUGCACCUGCGCACCUCGCCCCAGCAGCUGUCUGGAAGUAUUUGUCACAUCUUUUGGCAGGCCCGCUACUGCAGGCAUACCGACGAAACCUGGAGCAAGGUCUCAUACCGACCUUAUGGACGGGAGCAUGGAUUGUGUGGUUGCCAAAGCCAUCCAAACCACCCUGUACCCCGGGGAACCUACGGCCAAUCGCCUUGCAGGACUGUGGAGGCAAAUGCAUAGCCAAGGCUCUGCAGAUUCGCGCUGCACCAUGGGUGCAAUCUGUCAUCCACUACCAACCACAAUACGCGUACUCCCCAGGACGACUCCUGGAGGCUGCCAUACUACGUGCUGUUCACCAUUGCCGCAGCGUCAAACAACUCUUGCUUGAUCAAGACGGUGGGCUACGGGCCAGGCGCCAGGGUAAAAAGAGAGGGAAUUGCACUGGAGGAGCAACACUUGCCCUGGAUAUGAGCCAGGCUUUCGAUAGAGUGGACAGAACCAAACUCAGCGAGGCACUUUGCCGCACAGGAAUGCCAGCUGAGCUGAUCAAUACGAUCAUUCAAUGGCACAAUACCAUCCAGUAUCAUCUACAGGUGGCCGACCUCACGGAGACCGUGCAUUGUGGAAGAGGACUGAGGCAGGGUUGUACACUAUCCCCCACAUUAUGGGUGGCCAUCACAAGCCACGUAAUGUCAAUGAUUGGGCAACAUGUGCCGGAGGAGUGGGUUCGAGAUCAAUUGACUCUCUUCGCAGAUGAUGUUCUUGGGCAAUGGACGUUUCAUUCCGAACGGGACUUAACUUUUAUGCUGCAAUGCAUGGAUGCCAUUUUCAACGUGUUGGAAGCAUUUGGCAUGAAGGUGAAUGUCCAGAAAUCGUCGCUCCUCAUUCAAGUCAAGGGUCGAGUGGCAGCGGAAUGGUUAAAGGCGCGGACGCGAACGGUGAAGGGGGUCAAGACAUUUGUCACGGCAACACCCCAGGGCAGAAUUCUGUCUAUCCCAAUCGUGCAACAGACCAAGUACCUCGGCAUCAUGCUAAGCUACCACAAUCCAGCGAAACACACAGUUGCUUAUCGACUGAGACAAGCAGAAGCGCAACGUCGGCGACUACAAAAAGUCCUACAAGGGAAGCAUGUUCUGUCGAUUAAACAGCGUGUCCAGCUAUGGAAGGCGUGUAUCUGGACUUCUCUACAACAUGGUUUGAACGCUGUGGGAGUUGGAUGGGAGGAGCUUAGGCUGAUCCGUUCAUGCUGUGCAAGGCAACUCCGUGCGAUUUCGUCCAGCCCAGUCCACAUAACACAUGAGAGCACGGAGGCACGUUUUAAACGCCUUGGUUUUGAGGAGCCGCACCUUUUGUUACAAAAGCGGAUGCAUACACUUUCCACCACUUUGACGAACAGCACAGACCCAAUGAUGAACAUGACUGCGCUCAUCAAUACGGUUCAACAGAACCAGUUGCAACUUGAGCAGGCCAUUCGACAUUGGCAGAAUUUCAAGAUUCGACAAACACCUGAUGCCACACCAGACCAGGGUACACUACUACUCCCUGGAGAGGGCGGGAUGUGGCUGCAACCUGUCGCUACAUCCAAAGGUGUUUUGCCCGCUCAGUUCAUGCGUCCUCAAUGCCUCCUGUUCUUUGUGGAUAUGAGAAUGCUGAAGAAGCACCAUGUCGAGUCGCACGGCAUCCCCCUUGAACCACUCCUCCGCAACUUUGACCGUUUUCUGCACAGCAAAGAUGACAUGCCCACAUGUCGACACUGUGAACAUGAAUUCCAAACAUGGCAGGCGCUACAAGGUCACAUCUUGGACAAUCACUGUUCUACUUUUUGGCUGAAAUGCCAGGACCCGCAACGUGAGAUUGAGGACACCUCGUCUCCGGGCCACCCGACCUUCGAACAAACACAGGCGGGAGAUUGGAACAGGACCAACAGAGCGGACCCUGUAGCGUACCAUGAAGACCUGCGCACUUUCCUGGGAACACAUGGAUGGCCUGCUAUUGUACAGCUCAGGUCCAUUUGCAUGCACUUGAGGUCGCAUUGUGCAAUUUGUGAUCAGUGGACACAUCCAUGGAAAUUGAAGUUGCAUUAUAGAGGCAGCCACUCCACUAUCUGGCAAGACUAUGGCAUUAUGGUUGACCAGGACUGCUCACUGGUUCGAAGGCAAGCUGUGACACCUUGUCGCUUCUGUGGAGCGCAAGUCCGUAAUGCGGUCUCGCACACAUCUAAAUGCCCUACUAUUUGGCAGGUUUGCUUGCUGAUGCGUUUAUGGCACGAUGAACAAACUAUGCGGCCUCUUGACGCGCAGCAACACCGACGACACGUGCUACGGCUUGCCAGAGAGCGCCAACGCCGACAAUCGAAGGCGCGUAAGAUGCAAUUAUUGGCGGCAAAAGAGCCUCUGUUAAAUCCACCAGUGAGCAGUGACUUCUUUCCGCAUACACCCGAGCUUGAAUCAGCCCUGGUCCUAAGCGCAAACUGGAUGCAUGUGCUGGAGGACGUCUCGUGGUGUGAACAAGCUCGACACCAAUGUGUUCAAUGCAAAGUGCCCACUGCAGACGUGCGUGAGUUCAUGCAACAUUGCGCUUUUGCACAUGAAGGGAUGGAAUCCACACCGAUGGACGAACUCAAGACCAUGUACGGCGAAAUGCUGCCGUCCUUGAGCAGCACCGCAUGCACUCCGGAGACCACACCGUCGAGGUCAACAGGAAAGAGAUCGGCGUCUCCGACACAUCAACAAAGCCACAAAGGACAGGGCCGGAAGAGUACAAAGGGACGAGGAAGGGGACGCGGAGCACCGCACCCGAAAACGUCUCUCUUUCGGGAGACCUCAAGCCUCAUGGACGACACGUAUCACCUGGAGAAGGACAUGGUCAAGGAGCUGGUACGCCUGUCUCUGAGGCACGAGCAACAGUUGAUGCGAUUGGGCCAAGACACUGUUUUACUGUUCACGUUCCAGAACAGGCCAGGCGAGAAGGAAAACAUCCUGCCCGCGUUGUUCAAGAUAAGCCAGGCCUGGAAGCAGAAAAUGGAGAGCGAGACCAAGCCAACAAUGUCCUUGCGGGUCACGGUGGUGCAGUGCCUCUGUGCGGAGCUCCUCGACCGCGUCAAGAAGGUGACUACCACGGAGGCGUUCAAAGCAGUGGUGGUGCGGCAGCAAUGGCUAACACCGGAGGGACACUGGAACUUCCUACGCUGGAAUGCCGAGACGGAGCAGCUGGACAAGAUCGAGGGACAGGGCAUCACGCAAGAGGAGUUGGAAAAGUUGAUCGAAACCAUCCAACAGAGUUGCAUGCUGCCUGGAGCCCUCUACAGAUUUCAGGCGACCAGAAGGCUGGCAGCGGAACUGGCGGGACACCAACUGACCUUCGUAGCGGAGGUGGGGCUGAGGCAGCCUGGGGCACAAACACUGUACCAGUCUCUCGCCAGGAUCCAAGGGGUAGCGGCAUUGCAGCUAGUGGGUCUACGUGUUCAUCACCCGCGACUCCAGAUGUCACCGCUGGCGGACACCCUCAGCCGAUAUCUCAAGUGGCGCCUCUUUGGUUAUGCAUACACUUGCCGAGAUAUGUUGAGCAGGCCGGAAGGUAUCACUCAUGCAGGGCGCGACACCAAAUGUGGUCACUACCGGGCCUUCUUAAGUGAUGCACCGCUGAGCACCAACACCUGGUUUACCGACGACGGCCAACCAGCAAAAAGAUUUUACUUCUCACCUGCCAUCACGAUUGGCCGCAUGCUCUUGGCAUGUGCUUUUCUGUACAUUGUGUCCAUGGUGAUGCCGGAGGCGAUGAUCAGAGCAGCUGUCACAGUUUCUUUGAUGUGGGGUUGGCCGCUUUUCGCUGCUACUUUACUGCUGGGUUUUCAUGGCCUCCUCAGGCCAGGCGAGUUUCUGUACUUGACCAGGGAAGAGCUGAUCCUGCCCAGGGACUUGCUCACCUCGACCCAGCUGGCAUUUGUACGCAUUACGGACGGCAAGACUCGGCGCUUUAUGCGUCGGCAACAUGCUCGCAUCUCUGAUCACAAGACGGUAAUGUUUCUGGAUGCGCUUUUCGGGCAUCUACCUCCCGGCGCUUCCCUCUUCAACUGCUCACGUGAAGUGCAUCGUACCCGUUGGAAUGCCGUCUUCUCCCACCUGCAUGUGGCCACCUCUGAAGCUGAUAAGGGUGUCAUUCCGAAAACUUUGCGAGGCUCAGGAGCGACAUGGCUCUAUCAAAGAACAGAAGACGUUGAAAAGAUUCAGUGGCGUGGCCGGUGGCAACAACGCAAGACGCUUGAGUAUUACCUACAGGACGUGGCCGGGCAAUUAUUGCUCGCAAAGCUGACACAGAGUCAGCGGCUCCAGCGGCGACAGCUACGUAACAUGAUUGGAAUGGAGCUCCAGUGUUUGAAGAUGGGCCUGAGAGCCUACCUCCUGCUCCUUUCGACGUUUGUGCAGUCUGCCAAGUUCGGCGAUCAUGCAAAGCAGCUCGCCUGCGCACUCGGGAUACUUGUUAGCUCGCCUGCGCACUCGGGAUACUUGUUAGCAGCAGAGCGAAACCCGCCCGGAAUGGAGCUCCAGUGUUUGAAGAUGGGCCUGAGAGCCUACCUCCUGCUCCUUUCGACGUUUGUGCAGUCUGCCAAGUUCGGCGAUCAUGCAAAGCAGCUCGCCUGCGCACUCGGGAUACUUGGUGCACUUCUCUGGCAUUUUGGAGAGAAGCUGAUGACGCUCCAUUGA
Symbiodinium natans is the source of this 6324-nucleotide messenger RNA. NCBI's taxonomy places the organism in Eukaryota, Dinophyceae, Suessiales, Symbiodiniaceae. The record is from the annotation of a GenBank genome assembly.